AUGAUUGCUGAUGAGAUGGGAUUAGGUAAAACAAUUCAAGCAAUUGCCAUUUCCUAUUACUAUAAAAAGGAAUGGCCUCUCUUAAUUGUAGUGCCUUCAUCUCUGAGAUAUCCUUGGGUUGAUGAGAUGGAGAAGUGGAUACCAGAACUCUCUCCAGAUGAUAUUAGCAUCAUUCAGAACAAAACCGAUACUGGGAGAAUAUCAACCAGCAAAGUGACAAUUCUGGGAUAUGGCCUGUUAACUACAGAUGCACAGACCUUAGUAGAAGCAUUGUACAGGCAAAACUUUAAGGUAGUUGUGAUUGAUGAAUCACACUAUAUGAAAUCCAGAAAUGCCACCCGCAGCAAGAUUUUGUUGCCAAUUGUGCAGAAAGCUGUUAGAGCUAUUCUUCUUACUGGAACUCCUGCUCUAGGAAGACCUGAAGAGCUUUUCAUGCAGAUUGAGGCACUUUUUCCAAGGAGAUUUGGAACUUGGAGUGAAUAUGCCAAGAAAUACUGCAGUGCUCGUGUCAGAUUUUUUGGUAAAAGAACUCAGUGGGACUGUAGAGGAGCUUCAAAUUUGGAAGAACUACAUCAACUUUUAAGUGAAAUAAUGAUCAGAAGACUGAAGAAUGAUGUUUUAACUCAGUUGCCUCCCAAAGUUAGACAACGUAUUCCAUUUGACCUCCCACAAGCUGCAGCUAAGGAUUUGAAUACAACUUUUGCAGAAUGGGAGAAGUUAAUGAGAAGUCUGAAUUCAGAUGCCACCGGAAGCCACUUUGUUCAAGUCAUGAGUCUAAUCACACGCAUGUAUAAAGAAACAGCCAUUGCCAAGGCAGGAGCAGUAAAGGACUAUAUCAAAAUGAUGCUUGAGAAUGACAAAUUAAAAUUUCUGGUUUUUGCUCACCACUUAAGCAUGCUUCAAGCCUGUACAGAGGCUGUUAUAGAAAAUAAGGCUCGCUACAUACGAAUAGAUGGAAGUGUUCCUUCUGCAGAAAGAAUACAUCUUGUUAAUCAGUUUCAGAAGGAUCCUGACACCCGGGUUGCUAUUUUGAGUAUUCAGGCAGCUGGUCAGGGUUUAACUUUUACUGCUGCUACUCAUGUUGUGUUUGCUGAAUUAUAUUGGGACCCAGGCCAUAUUAAGCAAGCAGAAGACAGAGCACAUCGUAUUGGACAAUGCAGCUCUGUAAACAUUCACUUCCUUAUUGCAAAAGGAACACUGGAUCCUCUUAUGUGGGCCAUGCUGAACCGAAAGGCCAAAGUUACAGGUAGCACCUUGAAUGGCAAGAAAGAGAAAAUGCAGGCUGAAGAAGGUGAUAAAGAGAAAUGGGAUUUUUUGAGUUUUGCUGAAAUCUGGACCCCAAAUGAAAGUCUGGAAGACUGCAGAAAUGAACUUUUAUUUACACAUUUUGAAAAAGAAAGACAGCAUGACAUACGUUCCUUCUUUUCCCCAAAACCCUCCACUGAGAAGAAACGCAAAUUAUUUUCUUGUAAUGAACCAUUAAAUCUUACUUCAGAUUCACUUGAAGUCACAAAAGAGGAUGGAGAGAAGAACCAUGAAAACCUGGAUUCUGCAGGAAUAAAUGAUAUGGAUUCAAUUUGUCAUAAAAAUACCUGUGAACCUGAAGCUAAAAAAUCAAGAAGCAUAAGUGAAUCUACUCCAGUCAGCUUCAGUAAGAAAAAGAAAAAUUCUUUGGCUGGAAAAAUACCCACAUUGUUUACAGAAAAAAACAAUCAAGUCCUUCCUCACGGUUUAAAUACUUCAAGCAAAAGCAUGGCUUCAGAUAAAGUUUGGCACUGUGUUGUUUGCACUUACAGCAAUAAUGAAUUACUCCCUUACUGUGAAAUGUGCAAUUGCCCUCAGAGCAGCAAUGCUGCAGUUAAAAGAAACUCUGAAUCUCCUACUAGCCAGAUUGAAGAUGAUGUAUCGAAGGACUCUGAAAGAACUGAAAAGAAAGCAGUGUGCCAUGAAGAAGACAGAAGAAGAGAUUUUGUGGAAACAGCGACCCAGCAGUCUGACCAGAUCAGUGAAUUGGAAACUAUUGAAACUGAGAAUGAAAGUGGAAAAAAAUGUGAAGAAGAAGAUAUAGAUAAAUCAAAUAUAUUUCCAGUAUACGAUGGGCUUAUGUUCUGUGCAAGCAGGAAUACUGAUAGAAUUCACCUUUAUACCAAGGAUGGUGAACCACUGAAUCAUAAUUUCAUUCCACUGGACAUACGGCUGGAUAACUGGGAGGAUUUACCAGAAUCUUUCCAGCAAAAACGAAAUCGUUUGUUGAUACUGAGGUUUGUGAAAGAAUGGAGUCAUCUAACAGCAAUGAAACAGAAAAUUGUCAGAAAAAGUGGUCAGAUAUUUUACAGUCCUAUUCUUGCUGCAGAAGAGAUGUCUAAAAAGCAGACAGUGGUUAGCAGCACAAAAAGGUAUGUGACCAAGGAGGAUGUUGCAGCAGCUUCACUUAGCAAAGCGAGCAGCAGUGGGGGCAGUGUUCGCCUCAUCUCCAAAGAAAGUAGGGUUUGUCUGAAGAAUAGAGAUGCGUCUAUUGAAGAAACAUGUCAUUCUACAAAGUUGCUUGUGAAAAAUGGAAAAGAUCCUUCAGUUUUUCAUUCAAAUCAGGCCGAAGGUGAAGGUUCCUCCCUAUCCAAAGGCUAUUUGCAGGCCCUGGAUAGCAGAGGGAACCCACUUUGUCUCAGCUGUCAGCAGCCAACAGUUCAUAUUGGCCAAGGCUGCCAGGCCCCUGCUUGGGACACGCGAUUCUGCUCCCACGCGUGCCAGGAGGACUUCUCGAUUCGCUCUAGUCAGAGCUACCUUAGGACUAAAGUGUUUGAAAUUGAACGCGGGGUUUGCCAGUUUUGCAAUCAGAAUGCCCAGGAGCUUUAUCUCAGUAUCAGAGAUGCACCAAAGAGUCACCGUAAGAAACUUCUGGAGAGUUCUUGGAUGUCUCACCUUCCCCUAGGGCAGUUGAAUGAAAUCAUAACAAACCCAACAGAAGGCCAGUUUUGGCAAGUGGAUCAUAUCAAACCAGUUUAUAGUGGAGGAGGACAGUGCUCCCUGGAAAACCUUCAAACUCUGUGCACAGUCUGCCACAAAGAGAGAACUGCGAAACAAGCUAAAGAAAGAAGUCAGAUGAAGAGACAUUCUUUAGCCAAAAAGUAUGGCUGUGAUAUCACAAAAUUUUUUGUGAAGAUGUAAAAAAAGCAAAAUAUUCAGUUGCAUCAUAAGUCAGAUUUUCCCUAUGCACUGAUUAAAAAUAACAGCAUAAUAGACUAAAAAUUAAGAGGGAAAAAAGUGGAAUUUAAAGUAAAUCAUUUAUGCCAAUUUGAAAGGACCUUGGAGGAUUGCAUAGCACUUGAUCAUGGUAGAUCAUGGUAAUAUUUUUAGAGCUGUGACUUAUAGAGCUAAAUUUCUGAGUGUAUGCAAUUUCAAUGUAUUACUGUUUUCAUAUUGCACCUGUAAGAAUUAGAGGAAUUCUGUUGAUACUUGUUGCUUUUAUAGUGUUCAAGGGUGACAUACAUUAAUCUUUUCUGGUUCAGAUAUUAAAGUGAGAAAAUACUCACCCUAAUCUCUGUUAUGACAAAAUAGCAUAAUUGAUUUGUCUCCUCUAAAAUAACUAUCAUACCUUCAGAACAAAUGAAUAGCAGUCUCAGGAAUACUCUAAUCAGCUAUGAAAGACAGUAUUGGCAUUGAACCUGACUUCAGAAAACUUGGGUAUUUAGAAUUAAUUGACUGUUCAUCAAAGGUAACUAACUUCUGUGAAAAUGCUGUAGUCACAGCAUGACUAUCUUGUUCUGCUUAACAAAAUUUCAGAGGUGAUGGUUAUUUUGGACUGUUUGUGUCUUUCAAUUACUUUAGAAACUUUUUCUAAAGUAAUUUUUUCAGUGGUUUAUUUAAUAAGUUUUACUUUUAUAUAAACCUUACAUAUUUAAGCUUCAGUUAAAACAUUCACUAAUUAACUUACUACAACUUCUUAAAAAGAAGCUAUAUCGUGAAACAAUAGGUGUGCUCAAAGCCCAUUUAGGUCCCUAAACUAAUAAAGGAAUUGCCUCUGCUGAAAUGCAUGAAAAACCUAGAGAACAUAAUCCUAUGACAACAUUUUUCUGUGAAGAAACCUUCUCUAUCCUGAAAAAUGUAUUUCUACUUGAUACAAUUUAUCUGAGAGAAACAUUCUACCCACUGUCCUUUCAGGGAAAUGCUGGGCCCCUACAGAAAUAAAACUUAACUAUACUUAA
Rhea pennata is the source of this 4202-nucleotide messenger RNA. It is a transcript of the gene ZRANB3, whose product is annotated as zinc finger RANBP2-type containing 3. The coding region runs from base 1 to 3165 and encodes 1054 amino acids. The transcript is spliced from 19 exons. Gene Ontology annotation, molecular function: ATP binding; endonuclease activity; nucleic acid binding. Gene Ontology annotation, biological process: DNA repair; replication fork processing. NCBI's taxonomy places the organism in Eukaryota, Metazoa, Chordata, Aves, Rheiformes, Rheidae. The record is from RefSeq and is a predicted model, not a curated record.